This is a messenger RNA of Gossypium raimondii (Peruvian cotton), 1151 nucleotides long. Its product is annotated as ethylene-responsive transcription factor 2. Gene Ontology annotation, molecular function: DNA-binding transcription factor activity; DNA binding. Gene Ontology annotation, biological process: ethylene-activated signaling pathway; regulation of DNA-templated transcription. Bases 146 to 973 code for a protein of 275 amino acids. The record is from RefSeq and is a predicted model, not a curated record. The transcript has a single exon. Lineage: Eukaryota; Viridiplantae; Streptophyta; Magnoliopsida; Malvales; Malvaceae.
ACGAAUAUUCAGACUCCUCAUUUCUCACAUUUCCUCUUUUUUAUUUUUUUUUCCCUUAUUUCAUUCAAUCUUUUACCUAAAACAAAACAAAACGUACUCCAAAUCCCACGAUCACAAACUUACUCAAGAUUUAACAGGUUUCGUUAUGGAGAUGUAUCUCAGUAGCAAUGAUUCCGACUUAGCAAUGUUGGACUCAAUUCGGCGACACUUACUCGGCGACCCAUCAGACUUCCGACUCGAUGCAUCCAUUGAUUGUACCACUACUACCACAACCACGGCUCCCCCCAUGGUUUGUAGGAGCUCAAGCUUCAACCGCUUGUACCCAUGUUUGACUGAAACCUGGGGUGACCUCCCUCUUAAAGAAAACGAUUCUGAAGACAUGCUUGUUUUCGGGUUCCUCCGAGAUGCUUUAACCGUGGGAUGGGCGCCCUCCGAUAACUCUUCCAUGAAUUUCCUGCCUAUAAAACCGGAGCCGCAAGAGAUCUCAUUUGAGGCACCGGUAAGGAAAGUAGAUAGGGCUGUGAACACGGUUGCUCCGGCGGCGGUUCCCGCCAAAGCGAGGCAUUACAGAGGAGUUAGGCAAAGGCCGUGGGGGAAGUUCGCAGCUGAGAUAAGGGACCCGGCUAAAAAUGGGGCUCGGGUUUGGUUAGGUACAUUUGAAACAGCUGAGGAUGCGGCUUUGGCUUAUGAUAAAGCAGCUUAUAGGAUGCGCGGGUCCAAGGCUUUGUUGAAUUUUCCAUUGAGGGUCAAUUCCGGAGAGCCUGAUCCAGUGAGGGUAACAUCAAAGAGGACAUCACCUGAGCCGUCUAAUUCUUCAUCCUCCGGCUCAGUGAACGGAUCGCCGAAAAGGAGGAGAAAGGUGACUCCCUCGGCUUCGGUUGUGGCCCAAGCCGGGUUAGAUAUGGGAUCAGGAGUAGAAAUUAAGUAUGAAAUUGGAUCGUGUACACAUGGCAAUCAGGUGUUACUCAGUUAAUGCUGACGUGGUGGUUGAUUAAUGUAAACACCUGUAAGUUACGUAGACUCCCCAAUUUAGGUUUCAAAUCAUGAUGAGCAUUACAAAGAAUUUGUCAUUAUUUCAUGGAAAUUUUUAUUUGUUUUUGGUUGGAGUAAGCACAUUUUAAUGGAAAAUGUGACUUUUUUUUUUAUUUUAA